Aplysia californica (California sea hare) is the source of this 843-nucleotide messenger RNA. RefSeq lists its product as uncharacterized. NCBI's taxonomy places the organism in Eukaryota, Metazoa, Mollusca, Gastropoda, Aplysiida, Aplysiidae. The transcript is spliced from 5 exons. Bases 1 to 747 code for a protein of 248 amino acids. The record is from RefSeq and is a predicted model, not a curated record.
AUGAGCGUGCUGGGCGUGAGUACCGCGGCCAACAUGUACCAGUCCGUCAACGACGCCCUCAGUGGCACCACCUGGGGCUCGCUCUGCCUGGACACCAGCUACUUCAAGCCCACGUGUGGCUGGAGACUCCUGAUGACCAGCUCCCACCAGUUGACUGGCGUGGAGUUGUUUGAGAGCACGGCAGAGCAGUACGACAGUUACCGAUACUUCAUCACCAGCACAGAGGCCAACGCCGACUUAGUGAGCGACCCUCCCGAACACUGCUUCUUCACAACUGUCCUCGGCCAUUUCGGGACGACUGUACCCCAAAUAGCUACAGACUGGUACUGUGUGUGUGAUGAAACUACUGACAACUUUUGUGAGGAGGUGGAUCCAUCCUCGGCGCCCACAGCGGCAGCAACAACACCAGCAGCCACAGCAUCAUCAGGAGCCACAACAACAACAAAUGGAGCACUGUCAACGAUAUCAACCACAGGCUACCCUGGCCAGCUGAUUUCAGAUGCCACGAAAGUCUACCUGAACAGAGAAACCAGCUGCUACAGUGGGGUCAGGCUGGUCACACUAACUGAAACUGAUCACGUGAUGAAAUGUGGUGCGGCCUGCCUUGACGACAGCGCAUGCACAAGCAUCAACUUCUGGCCAAUCACAGGCCAGUGUGACUUGGUCCAAGAGUCAAGUGAGUCUCCGACUUUCCAGCAAAGUGAGCUGUCUGGAUGCGAACACUGGCAGGUGCAGCUCAAGGAGUGAGACAGCUUUUAGUGAAUGAUUUACGGCCAUUGCGACACAAAAAGGUUAUACAAGUGCCGAAAAGUAGAUGUAAUACUAUUAAGUAACAUGCACAAA